Messenger RNA from Leptosomus discolor (cuckoo roller), 1836 nucleotides. NCBI's taxonomy places the organism in Eukaryota, Metazoa, Chordata, Aves, Leptosomiformes, Leptosomidae. The record is from RefSeq and is a predicted model, not a curated record.
AUGGGUUUGGCCGAAGACAAAGUGUACGACUACAUCUUGAAGAACCUCAAGAACUUCAAGAACAUCCGUGUGGCGUCGCUGGCUGAUUCCCUGAGCUGCCUGACCGAUGCUGACAGAGAUGAACUUCACUCCCGGGAGGAAACACGGGGCAGCCAAGCGACCGUCUACAGGUUUUACCAGCACCUGAAGUGCCGGCAGGGCUGGGUGCUGGAUCUCAUCGACGCGCUGCGCCAGAACAACGCGGGGCACCUGGCCGACGAGCUGCAGGACGUAUAUGACUCCUGGCAAGCCCGACCCCCAGCGCGCACCGCUGCCUCCUUCCGCCCCGCGGCCAGCGAUGCCCGUCCCGCCGUCUCCUCCGUCGGUGCCCAGAUGCCAUCCUCAGGGCCGAAUCCUGCUCCAGACGCCCCUUUGGCUGAGCAGCGGCACCGAGACCUGCUCGCCGACGGCCGCCCGCCUCUCCUGCCCAGUGCUCCCACCGCCGCCAGCACGGAGCUGGACGCCAGGGCCCCGGUGCAGGAAUCGCUCCCCAAAAACCUCCUGGAGCAAGAGAGUUCCCAGCCACCUCCGCCUGAGAGCCCGGUCCGUGACGGAGCGAGCGAUGGGCACGGCAGAGAGGGGCAUCUCUCGCAUCCCUUCGAGGCCGUGCAGAGCCGCCAGCAGCACCCGGUGUGUGUGGACAACGGGUGUUUCGGGAACGCCAACCACCUGCGCCGUGGCACACCGGGCUUGGGUCUGGGCAGGUCCCUUCCACCGAGGGACGUGAGCUCUGCUCGCAGCCCCCAGCAGCGCAGGAACGAGCCCGAAGAGAACUUCUACAUCUCCACUGAGUUACCCCCGAGGCUGCAGGAGACCGCUCGCAGCGAGGGGCCGCAGCCCCCAGACUCGCUGCCGAAAAUCCAGGCUGAGCACGGCGACCCCCCGGGCAGCUUUGUGGAUGUGCGCAGCCCCCUCCUCCUCCAGCAGCAGUUUGAUGCGGAGCAGAAGCUGCGAGAGCACCAAGGCGGAGACACUCGGCUGGAAACAACCACCCCCGUCGCUACCCCUGCGCCCAGAGACGCUUCCCCAUCCCGCGACGCCUCCCUGAAGCCUCCGGUACAAGAGGAAAAACCACCCGCGGGGGAGGCGGCCAGCAGCACCCCCUCCGUGCUGACGAAGCAGAAAGUGCUCCCGGCCUCGGUGGACCCUCUUCCAACUGCUACAGGAAGAUUUGAAGGCACGUCUAGGAGGACAGCAUCCCAGGUGAGCUCCGGCACGAGCAUCUGGGUAUCUUGCAGCAACGUGGAGAGGGAUGUGGAGCUCAGCAAGCCGGGUGUUCUCCUCUCCAUGGCUAGGGAGAGCCCAGAGGUGGCCAGCAGAUGCCCCAGCGGCCCCUAUUCCGAGGUGUCCGAUAGCCUCACCUUCAGCAGCGACCUGCUCUUGGUGAGCACGGAUAGCUCGAGCUCCGGAGAAGCUCUCUCCAGAGUCUCCUUGGGAUGCCCGGCUCCAGCAGGUCGUGCAGACCCUGGGGAAGGGGAGGCAGCGGGAGCAAGCAGAGAGUCCCGUCCACCUCCGAGCUGGGACAGCACCUCCCUGGGCACCCACGAGGUCCGCGUGGCCCAUUACCCCAGCACCCAGCUCGAGGCAGGCAGUGACCUCCAAGAUGGAGCCGGUCCCCUGGGAAACCCUCCGGUUUUUGACUCAAGUAGGGGUCAUGGCACUGCGACCAGCUCAUCUCAGGCCAAAGUCCCCCCAGGGGACAGCCAUGGCCCGUCCCUGCCAUACAUCAUUCCGGCUGUGGGCAUCGCUGUGAUCUCAGCUGUGGUGUUCCUGGUGUACGCUCGAUGGCAGAAAUAG